This is a messenger RNA of Magnusiomyces paraingens, 1836 nucleotides long. RefSeq lists its product as uncharacterized. Gene Ontology annotation, cellular component: THO complex part of transcription export complex. The transcript has a single exon. Bases 1 to 1836 code for a protein of 611 amino acids. The record is from RefSeq and is a predicted model, not a curated record. Lineage: Eukaryota; Fungi; Ascomycota; Dipodascomycetes; Dipodascales; Dipodascaceae. Gene Ontology annotation, biological process: mRNA export from nucleus. Gene Ontology annotation, molecular function: protein binding.
AUGCCUCAGCAACACAGGGUCCUUAAUGGAUCAACUGGACCUGGCCAGCAGCUCCAGCAAGAUCCUUCCAUUCUUAGACAAAAAGCACCACAAUACUUUCAAAGCUUACGCACGUUAUCAGUGCGCGACAUUGCUCAUAAUCUUUCCGCAUCUUCAAUUUCUUCUUUUUCUUCUAUUGAUUCCCCAAUAAAAGCCAUUGCCUGGAACGCAGUUGGUACACGUGUAGCUUGUGCCCAUGCAGACCGAUCAAUAUCAAUCUGGCCCGUGGCUGAUGCGACUGGAAACAUGGGCGGCGGGUCCGCAAGUGACCAAAAAUCGUCGCGGGCGUCAAGUGCUUCUAAUGCGGAUCUUUCAAUGACGGUGGUACUGCGAAGCGCACACGAUAGAUCAAUAGAGGGCAUAUCCUGGGACCCCCUCCACCCAAACAGACUUGCUUCAUGCAGUGCUGAUGGAGCUGUGCGCAUUUGGGACACUGCUCCUCAUUUGACAAACCCUCUUAGCUUCCCCUCUUCUUCACAAAUGGCCGGGUCUCGUGUUCGCACCAUCACCAAUGCCGUAUCUUCUCCUGCCCUCCUAGCAACUACAUCCACUGAUAUUGACAACUAUGUGGUCAAAUAUUCACCUUGUGGUCAAUUCCUAGGAAUUGGUACUCGCUCCGACCAAGUUAUCAUUUAUCGUGUUUUAAAAGAAUACAAGAUUGUUCCAGUUUCACAGUCACAAGAGAACCAGAACCACAAUGGCAGAAGAUCUAAAAAUAGCAAUCAAAAUACCAGAAACGCAAACCAGACAAAUAAUAAACCAAGAUUAGUGAUAUCUUUAGUUAAACUUUGCUCUCACACGGAACAUGACGAGAUUUAUGAUUUGUGCUGGUCAAAUACAUCAAACAUCUUUGCCUUAUCUCUAGGCAAUGGCAACAUUCGCAUUUUCCUUUUUGACUUUAAGGAAGUUUCAGAAUUGCAAAAGGUUGCUGAAGUCAACUCUAUAGAUCAGACAGCUACAGAAGAUGUUGCAAUGCUUGAUGUAUCAACAGAUAAAGAGGGUGCUACCUCUAGCGAUUCAAAAAUAGAAGCAUCCCUUCAAGUGAUCCAUACCCUGCGAGGCCAUCGUACUGCUGCAAGUUGUGUGGCUUUUGAUCCCAAGGGUUGCUACAUAGCUGUCGGCUCAAAUGAAGGAAUUGUUAGUUUAUGGGAUAUUUCUUCCUCCGACUUUAUUUGUUUCCGUACAUUUAACAAACCAGACCAUGCAAUUAGCUCCUUAUCUAUUUCCCACGACGGAGUAUACAUAGCAAUUGGUGUGGAGGGCGCAUCAGGAAAUACCAGUGGUAGUGUACAAACUUCAGGUCCUGGCAGCAGCAGCAGCAAUAUGCAAAAUAUAGGCGAUAUGCCUGUCAUAAUAGGCUGUGUUGAAUCAGGCGAAUAUGUACACUCGAUAGAUUAUCCUCAUUUCUUUUUUGCAAGUGGCUCCAGUAUUAGCACUCAUGGCUCUAGUAACAACUUGACUGGAUUAGGGGGAGGUCCGGAUGCUUUAAAUUACUCAGGCAGUCUACCACACAGUGGAGGAGGCACUCCUAAUAUUAAUGGGAUUCCCCGAAGUGAUACAAUUGAUUACGGCGGCGAUCAUCCUUAUCCUAGCAACAGCUCAAACAGCCACACAAACCAUAAUCUUCAAAUUGCUCGUUCUAAAGGAGCCCGACCUCUUGUCAUGUGGCAUCCUUUGAAAUAUUAUCUUUUGUACUCAGCAGACAUGUCUUAUAGCUCUGGAAGUGGAGGAAGUGGAGGAUCUGGGCAGCCUGAGCGUGGUGGCUCUCUCCCAUUAAUGAUCUUAGGCCGAUUUUAA